GCCAUCAAGAUCACUUUCUUCUCCUUUCAUCCAAAACCUCGUUAUGGAUCAAGUUAUGGCUGCUAUUAUCAGAAAUCGGUCAUUUGAGGCUUCAAUUCUCCAACCCAUUUGGACUGUAGAAACAGUUACUCAAGUCUUAAGAUCAAUCCCCAGAUUCCUCUUCCAAUCCCCAAGAUCCAUCGGCCGACAAAAUGGGUUUCGCUACCGUACCCCAUUAAAGCAGAGAAACCUAAAACAAGAGUUCCAUAACGCUCAGAAGGGAGUACUCAUUCUUGGCCCAGCUGCUCAUAGAGAUCCUCAAAAGGUACAAUUAGGAUUAGAGAAAGCAUUGGAAUUUUUCUAUUGGGUUGAGACCCAUUGUGGGUUUACUCACAAUGAGCUCACUUGCAGAGAGAUGUCUCUUGUUCUUGCCAAAGGGUCUUGUAAUUCGAAGCUUCUUUGGGAAUUUCUCAAAAGAAUGUCGAGAAGAGGGCUUUUGACGACACCGACUGUUACGUGUUUGAUAAAAUGCCUAGGAGAAGAAGGGUUGGUAAAUGAAGCAUUGACUACUUUCUACAGAAUGAAGCAAUUUCACUGUAAGCCUGAUGUUUAUGCUUACAACACUCUCAUAUUUGCUCUUUGUAGAGUUGGGAAUUUCAAAAAAGCUAAGUUCUUGAUGGAGCAAAUGGAGUUGCCUGGUUUUAGGUGUCCACCUGAUGUCUUUACUUACACAAUUUUGAUUAGCUCUUAUUGUAGAUAUGGUAUGGAAACCGGCUGUAGAAAAGCUAUUAGACGGAGAAUGUGGGAGGCGAAUCACUUGUUUCGCGUCAUGCUAUUCAAAGGAUUUGUUCCUGAUGUAGUAACUUAUAAUAGUUUGAUCAAUGGAUGCUGCAAAACUAAUAGGAUAGAGAGAGCAUUGGAGUUGUUGGAUGAUAUGGUGAAAAGAGGGGUUGUGCCUAAUCGAAUUACGUAUAAUUCUUUCAUUAGGUAUUAUAGUGUUACAAAUGAGAUUGAUAAGGCUAUUGAAAUGCUGAGAAGAAUGCAAGGAAUGAAUCAUGGAGUAGUACUACCAUGUAACAGUUCGUAUACACCGAUAAUUCAUGCUAUGUGUGAAACGGGUAGGGUGGUGGAGGCACGAGAUCUUCUUGUCGAAUUGGCUGAACAAGGUUCGAUUCCAAGAGAAUAUACUUAUAAACUAGUUCGUGAUGCUUUAGAAUCUUCUGGGAAGAUUGAUUUGCUUGAUGAAGAAUUGUGUACAAGAUUAGAAGAUGGUAUUAAAGGUAGGAUUAGACAAGUGAUGAAAGUAAAACCUUUGUUGCAGCAUCGAAAUGUUUCAUAGCAUUGAAUUUUAUACUUUUUAUCUAUAUUGCUCAGACUCUUCAAAAAUGUCGACGGGUGCAUGUCGGAUUCUCCAAAAGUAGUGUAUUUUUGGAGAAUCUGACAUGGAUGCAGUAUCGAAAGUGAAGAGUCUGCACAACUUAGCUUUUUAUGGAUUUUGAUCUUAUUAAAACACAAGGGAUUUAAC
Molecule: messenger RNA, 1504 nt
Organism: Solanum verrucosum
Lineage: Eukaryota; Viridiplantae; Streptophyta; Magnoliopsida; Solanales; Solanaceae
Product: pentatricopeptide repeat-containing protein At1g77405
Exons: 1
Coding region: 44-1318 (424 amino acids)
Molecular function (GO): protein binding
Source: RefSeq, a predicted model, not a curated record